This is a messenger RNA of Caenorhabditis remanei, 1176 nucleotides long. RefSeq lists its product as uncharacterized. Gene Ontology annotation, cellular component: endomembrane system. NCBI's taxonomy places the organism in Eukaryota, Metazoa, Nematoda, Chromadorea, Rhabditida, Rhabditidae. Bases 1 to 1176 code for a protein of 391 amino acids. The record is from RefSeq and is a predicted model, not a curated record. The transcript has 8 exons. Gene Ontology annotation, molecular function: acyltransferase activity.
AUGUUAAAGAGCGGUCUCAUUGAGACUGACGAUCAGAAAGUUGGUGUUCGUGUUGCGAACAUCGACGGAUCCGAAAGAGCCGACAACACCCAUAUGAUAGAAAUUCGUCGCAUUAUUCAACUUGUCGGAGCUACUUACUUCUUCUUCAUGACAAUAUGGGUUGUCCCAGUGGCAUGCGUCAUAACCGUCUCAAUGCUAUUCCCGUUAAUGUUCUUCAGUAUGCCUAUGUUCAACUACCUCGAGCACAAAUUAUGUGGAAUGGUGAAUGCUCAUUGGAACGCGGUGGCUGUCUUCUGCGGUACUACUGUGACGGAGUACGGAACGAAUCUUUCUUCUUAUGCUGAGGAAAAAUGUCUGCUUCUUGCCAAUCAUCUCGGAUUGCUCGAUCAUUUUGUCUUGAUGCAGAGUCUAAAUGAGAAGGGAUCAAUUAGAUCUAGGUGGAUGUGGGUUAUCUACAACAUCUGGAAGUACACCCCACUUGGAGUAAUGUGGACAUCCCAUGGAAAUUUCUUCGUUAACGGUGGAGCCAGCAAACGGGACAGUGUCAUCAAUGCUUUCCGUGACCAUCUGAAGAACAGCUACUACAAAUAUGACUUCGGAUGGGUUAUCAUGUAUCCAGAAGGAUCCCGGUUCUACCUUGUCAAGAAAACUGGACGUUCAUUCGCAGAGAAAAACAAUUUGAAGCCUUUGGAUAACUGUGUCUACCCAAGAACCGGUGCAGCUCAUGCAGUUCUUGACGUUCUUGGUCCAGCAGAUGAUUCCUUCACCUUGUCAAGAUGCGGAAAAGGAGCCCCAAUCAAGUACAUUAUUGAUGCCACAAUUGGAUACCGACGAGGAGUUGUUCCAGACAUUUCUGAUGCUAUGAUGGGAGACUGGGCGACUGUCGAUACUCCAGAUUUUGCUGUACACUAUGAUGUGAUUCCUGUUAAAAAGGAGUGGGCGGACGAAGAAAAGCUGAAGGAGUUCCUCUAUGAGAGAUAUGCUAUUAAGGACAAACUUCUCGCCGAGUUUUACAAAACUGGUUCCUUCCCGGGAAAACAAACAAAAAUCGUGCCGAACAAUUAUGAGAUGUCCCUCGCGCAAGUUUUCUGGGGAACUCUCUACUACGCCCACUACUACUACUGGCUCCGUCCCCUCAUUGUCUACGGAUGGACGUCAUUCAUCUCCAUGUUUUAA